UCAGAUUCCAAUUCAGUGUGGUGAAGAGCGAACGGGAGUGCGGACGGUACGGACGCGAAAUCUAUUUAGGCGGGCCGCAAAGCAAACGCUCGAAAAACGCAAAAUUUGUCGAUUGUCCGUUCCGCUUUUUUCUUGUGUCUGUGCUUUGCGUCGCGUGCCUGCGUGUACGUGUAAGUGUGCGUGCGCCUGUGUUUGUUUUUUGUUAUUUUUUUAUAACCAACGACAACAACAGAAGAGAAGUAAAUGAAAUACACAAAUUAACGGUGUAUAUAUUUAAAUGUUUUAGUUUUUUUUGGUGGCGUGCCGAAUGAGCAAAAUUUGAGAAAAACGCAGUGGAAAACAUCACAAAAAAAAAAAAACAAACAUACAAAAAUAUGUUAUAAUCAAUUCAAAUUAAACCAACAAACUGCAAGCAAUUGGAUUCAGGAUAAAAAUAUACAAAAUUUCACCAAACUGACGGGAAAACUGUGAAAACAAUGCAUUUAAUCAAAGUAAAGACUAAACUCGCGCUGAAAAUGCCCGAAUUCGAAAGAAACUAGCGAAAAGCCCAAUUCAAAAAUCGCACAAUAAAUUGCAAAGUCCGCAGCAACAACAACCAUAGGAACAAAAAAAAUAAAAUAAGACAAGAAGCAGGCAACAAAAGAGAGCCAGGAGGAGAGGAACACAAACAACGAAAACAGCAAAACGACGGCCCCAAAAUGUUGUACCAGCUAAGUAAAGCCACUACUAGAAUCCGGCUCAAAAGGCAAAAAGCCGUUCCACAACAUCGCUGGCUCUGGAGUUUAGCAUUUCUGGCAGCAUUUACACUAAAGGACGUUCGAUGUGCAGAUCUAGCCAUAAGUAUACCCAAUAAUCCCGGCCUGGACGAUGGGGCCUCCUAUCGACUGGACUAUAGUCCGCCCUUCGGCUAUCCGGAGCCCAACACGACGAUUGCCUCGCGGGAAAUCGGCGAUGAGAUUCAGUUCUCACGCGCCCUACCGGGCACCAAAUACAACUUUUGGCUGUACUACACGAAUUUCACGCACCACGAUUGGCUCACCUGGACGGUGACGAUAACAACAGCACCCGAUCCGCCAUCGAAUCUGUCCGUUCAGGUGAGGAGCGGCAAGAAUGCCAUCAUCCUGUGGUCCCCGCCCACCCAGGGCAGCUAUACGGCCUUCAAGAUCAAGGUGCUCGGACUGUCGGAGGCGUCGAGCAGCUACAACCGCACCUUCCAGGUGAACGACAACACAUUCCAGCACAGCGUCAAGGAGCUGACACCGGGAGCCACCUACCAGGUGCAGGCCUAUACGAUCUACGAUGGCAAGGAGUCGGUGGCCUACACCAGUCGCAACUUCACCACAAGUCGAAGGACGCGGCAUAAAGAAUUGCUGGACAUUAAGAUCCUAAGAGAGCCCAACACUCCAGGGAAAUUCAUCGUCUGGUUCCGUAAUGAGACGACACUGCUGGUCCUGUGGCAGCCGCCGUAUCCGGCGGGCAUCUACACGCACUACAAGGUAUCCAUCGAGCCGCCGGAUGCCAACGAUAGUGUGCUCUAUGUGGAGAAGGAGGGCGAACCGCCCGGACCGGCGCAGGCUGCCUUCAAGGGUCUGGUGCCCGGUAGGGCGUACAACAUAUCCGUGCAGACGAUGUCCGAGGAUGAGAUCUCAUUGCCGACGACGGCGCAAUAUCGAACGGUGCCGUUGCGUCCGCUGAACGUGACCUUUGACCGCGACUUCAUUACCUCCAAUUCGUUCCGGGUGCUGUGGGAGGCGCCCAAGGGCAUCUCCGAAUUUGACAAAUACCAGGUUUCGGUGGCCACAACACGACGCCAAUCCACGGUGCCGCGCAGCAACGAACCGGUGGCAUUCUUCGAUUUUCGCGACAUCGCCGAACCGGGCAAGACGUUCAAUGUGAUCGUGAAGACCGUAUCCGGCAAGGUCACCUCGUGGCCAGCCACCGGGGAUGUGACACUGCGACCUCUGCCCGUACGCAAUUUGCGGAGCAUCAACGAUGACAAGACGAAUACCAUGAUCAUUACGUGGGAGGCGGAUCCGGCCAGCACGCAGGAUGAGUACCGCAUUGUAUACCACGAACUGGAGACAUUUAAUGGGGACACCAGUACCCUGACCACGGAUCGGACUCGAUUCACCCUGGAGAGCCUGCUACCCGGCCGCAACUACUCAUUGUCCGUCCAGGCGGUAUCCAAGAAGAUGGAAUCGAAUGAGACUAGCAUCUUUGUGGUCACCCGACCCUCGUCGCCCAUCAUCGAGGACUUGAAGAGCAUCCGGAUGGGCCUGAACAUCAGUUGGAAGAGCGAUGUCAACUCCAAGCAGGAGCAGUACGAGGUGCUGUACUCCCGCAACGGAACCAGCGACUUGCGCACCCAAAAGACCAAGGAGUCGCGCCUGGUGAUCAAGAAUCUGCAGCCGGGUGCUGGCUAUGAACUCAAGGUGUUUGCAGUCAGUCACGAUCUGCGAAGCGAACCACAUGCCUAUUUCCAAGCAGUUUAUCCCAAUCCACCACGCAACAUGACCAUCGAGACGGUGAGGAGCAACUCGGUGCUGGUCCACUGGUCACCGCCGGAAAGCGGUGAAUUUACCGAGUACUCCAUACGCUAUCGCACGGACAGCGAACAGCAGUGGGUGCGCCUGCCCAGCGUUCGGUCCACGGAGGCGGAUAUCACCGACAUGACCAAGGGCGAAAAGUACACCAUUCAGGUGAACACGGUCAGCUUUGGCGUGGAGAGUCCAGUGCCGCAGGAGGUGAACACCACAGUGCCGCCGAAUCCGGUGUCCAAUAUCAUUCAAUUGGUGGACUCACGUAACAUCACUUUGGAGUGGCCCAAGCCAGAGGGUCGCGUGGAAUCGUACAUUCUUAAGUGGUGGCCCAGCGAUAAUCCCGGUCGUGUCCAGACCAAGAACGUCUCCGAGAACAAGUCGGCCGACGAUUUGUCGACAGUGCGUGUCCUCAUCGGCGAACUGAUGCCCGGCGUGCAGUACAAGUUUGACAUCCAGACGACGUCUUAUGGAAUCCUGUCGGGCAUCACCAGUCUGUAUCCGCGCACUAUGCCGCUCAUCCAGUCGGACGUGGUGGUGGCCAAUGGCGAGAAGGAGGACGAGCGGGACACCAUCACUCUGAGCUACACACCCACGCCGCAGUCGUCGUCCAAGUUCGAUAUCUAUCGGUUCUCCCUCGGCGAUGCCGAGAUCCGGGACAAGGAGAAGCUGGCCAACGAUACGGAUCGCAAGGUGACGUUUACGGGUCUGGUGCCUGGUCGACUGUACAACAUCACAGUUUGGACUGUGAGCGGUGGUGUGGCCAGUUUGCCCAUACAACGACAGGAUCGCCUCUAUCCGGAACCCAUCACUCAGCUGCAUGCCACCAACAUCACGGAUACAGAGAUCUCACUGCGCUGGGAUUUGCCCAAGGGCGAGUACAAUGACUUCGAUAUCGCCUACCUUACGGCGGACAAUCUGUUGGCUCAGAAUAUGACCACCAAGAAUGAGAUCACCAUCAGUGACCUGCGACCUCACAGGAACUACACAUUCACCGUGGUGGUUCGUUCCGGCACUGAAUCGUCGGUGCUGAGGAGCAGUUCACCAUUAUCCGCUAGCUUUACGACCAAUGAAGCGGUGCCAGGGCGAGUUGAACGCUUCCAUCCCACGGAUGUCCAGCCGAGCGAGAUCAAUUUCGAGUGGUCGCUGCCAUCCAGUGAGGCAAAUGGCGUCAUCCGCCAGUUCUCGAUAGCCUAUACGAAUAUCAAUAACCUCACGGAUGCGGGCAUGCAGGACUUUGAGUCGGAGGAGGCAUUCGGUGUGAUCAAGAAUCUAAAGCCCGGCGAGACGUAUGUGUUCAAGAUUCAGGCCAAGACUGCCAUCGGUUUCGGUCCGGAGCGGGAGUACCGGCAAACGAUGCCGAUACUGGCACCACCACGUCCUGCCACCCAAGUGGUGCCCACCGAGGUCUAUCGCAGCUCAUCGACCAUCCAGAUUCGAUUUAGGAAGAACUACUUCUCGGAUCAAAACGGCCAGGUGCGCAUGUACACGAUCAUCGUGGCCGAGGAUGAUGCCAAGAAUGCCUCCGGCCUGGAGAUGCCCAGCUGGCUGGAUGUGCAGUCGUACAGCGUUUGGCUGCCCUAUCAGGCCAUAGAUCCGUACUAUCCAUUCGAGAACCGAUCCGUGGAGGACUUUACCAUCGGCACGGAGAACUGUGACAAUCACAAGAUCGGCUACUGCAACGGACCACUGAAAUCGGGAACCACCUACCGGGUGAAGGUGCGGGCGUUCACCGGAGCGGAUAAGUUCACGGAUACCGCCUACAGUUUUCCCAUUCAGACAGAAAUGCUAAGUUCGCCGGAUCAAGACAACACCUCACUGAUUGUGGCCAUUACGGUGCCGCUAACUAUCAUCUUGGUGCUCCUGGUGACGCUUUUGUUCUACAAACGACGACGCAACAAUUGCCGCAAGACGACCAAGGAUUCGAGGGCCAACGACAAUAUGUCCCUGCCGGAUAGCGUAAUCGAGCAGAAUCGCCCCAUUCUGAUCAAGAACUUUGCGGAGCACUAUCGCCUGAUGUCCGCCGACUCGGACUUCCGUUUCAGCGAGGAAUUCGAGGAACUGAAGCACGUGGGCCGGGAUCAGCCGUGCACUUUUGCCGAUCUGCCCUGCAAUCGUCCGAAGAACAGAUUCACCAAUAUACUGCCCUACGAUCACUCACGUUUCAAGCUUCAGCCGGUGGACGAUGAUGAGGGCAGUGAUUACAUCAAUGCCAACUACGUGCCGGGUCACAAUUCACCGCGCGAGUUCAUCGUGACCCAGGGACCAUUGCAUUCGACUCGCGAUGACUUCUGGCGAAUGUGCUGGGAGAGCAACUCGCGGGCCAUAGUCAUGCUGACCAGGUGCUUCGAGAAGGGGCGCGAGAAGUGCGACCAGUAUUGGCCAAAUGAUACGGUGCCCGUCUUCUACGGGGACAUCAAGGUGCAGAUACUCAACGACAGUCACUAUGCCGACUGGGUGAUGACCGAGUUCAUGCUGUGCAGGGGCAGCGAACAGCGCAUCCUGCGGCACUUCCAUUUCACCACCUGGCCGGACUUCGGUGUUCCCAAUCCGCCACAGACACUGGUGCGCUUCGUGCGCGCCUUCCGCGAUCGAAUUGGUGCGGAACAGCGACCCAUUGUGGUCCACUGUAGCGCCGGAGUGGGAAGGUCGGGCACCUUCAUCACCCUGGAUCGCAUCCUGCAGCAGAUCAACACGUCUGACUAUGUGGACAUAUUUGGCAUUGUGUAUGCCAUGCGCAAGGAGCGCGUUUGGAUGGUGCAGACGGAGCAGCAGUACAUCUGCAUCCACCAGUGCCUGCUGGCGGUGCUCGAGGGGAAGGAGAACAUCGUGGGUCCCGCUCGCGAGAUGCACGACAACGAGGGCUAUGAAGAUGACGAGGGCAUUGCAGAGUCGGGCAUGUAAAGCCAUUCCAAAACCCAAUACUCCAGCCAAUCCAAGCCAGCCAAGCAACCAACCAACUGAACUCAACUCAACCGAAUGGAAACCCAACCCAACCCAACCCAACAGAACCCAACCAUCUUGUGGCAACUACAUUAUUAUUUACUUAAGGGACGAAGUGCGGAGGGAGCGCGGAGGAGGAUCAACGCUUGAUAUUAUACUUGGAUAUAUGUGUACUACACUGGAUACUACUGGAUAUAUAUAUAUAUACUCUACACCGCGAUCUAUCGAAUGGGAAUGCAGCAAUCUCGCCAAACAGAACGAACACGCAUCAAUUUAUACAUUUUAUAUAUAUAUAUAAAUAUAUAUAUCUAAGAUAUCGAGGAAUCGGCGUACAAUGUAACCGCAAUUGCCGCUUCACACCGACGGCAAUACUAAAUACUGGAAUACUGAUUGUAUUUUUACGCUAGCCACAAUUUGAUAUAAACUAUAUAUCUUCCAAUUUUUUUGUACACCUAAUGUUAGUUGAAAUAUGUGAGCGAGACGAGCAAAUUUUGUAGCAAACUAAAAGCGCUAAAUGUUUACUUUUUUAUAUUAUUAUAUAUAUAAAUACUUGAUAAACAUAUACCUAAUAUUAGACCUAAACUAAACUAACUAUAAAUCGCACACACUCAUACACUCACACAAAAACACAAUGCAAUAAUUGAGUUACAUAGUUUUAAACAAAUGUUAAAACAUUUUGCUGCAACCGUCGGAGAUGUAGUGUACAAUUUUUAGUUUCUCGUAUUAUUUUUUUUUAUGUCUGUUUUGUGUUUAAUUUUUUGUAACUUUUUACAAAGCGUAAACUGUGUAUGUAUGUGCUACAUUGAUUUUUGUUUAAUUAUAUCAAGUUUUUAUUUAAAAAAUCGAACACCACCUUGCAUUCUCCUCAUUUGAACUUGGCGCUCACACUUAUUACUUAUAUAGGUCGAAUACAGCGGGCGCUGGAGGUCAAUCCAAUCAGCAGAAAGUAAUGCAAAACACCGAAGUUAAUGUUUAAACAUAAACACACAAAGUGAAAAGGGUCGUGUUUCCAUAUUCACUUGUUUUUAUCGGCAUGCGAUUUUACUCACAGCGAAAAGAGCUUAAGACUCCAGCUUUUAACAAUUCAGCAAGCUUGAAUCGAUAAAAUUGUUGUAUAUAUUAAAUAGUUUAACACUGUGUAAUUUUAUUUAUCCUAGCUCGAUUCCAAGUGCUUGCCCAAAUGAUCAUUUAAAUUUGCUAACCCAAAAGAACUUAUUUAUUGGUUUAUUUAGACAAAACUGAAAUGAAGUGCAUAUGGAAACGCAACUCACAAACAGACAGCACAAAUAGAACAACAGGAACAAAUGACCAACGCAUUUCGAAAGGCGAUAAUCAUUUACACGAAAAACCAAUAUAAUUAAACAGAAUCCCACGCAAACUGAAGACUAACUAACAACCAAGUUAAGAAGGGCUAGUUAAUGGAGCCGGUGCCAAAGCAAAAA
Molecule: messenger RNA, 6922 nt
Organism: Drosophila mauritiana
Lineage: Eukaryota; Metazoa; Arthropoda; Insecta; Diptera; Drosophilidae
Gene: Ptp10D
Product: tyrosine-protein phosphatase 10D
Exons: 14
Coding region: 699-5441 (1580 amino acids)
Biological process (GO): protein dephosphorylation
Molecular function (GO): protein binding; protein tyrosine phosphatase activity
Source: RefSeq, a predicted model, not a curated record